Messenger RNA from Iphiclides podalirius (scarce swallowtail), 309 nucleotides. The record is from the annotation of a GenBank genome assembly. NCBI's taxonomy places the organism in Eukaryota, Metazoa, Arthropoda, Insecta, Lepidoptera, Papilionidae.
AUGAGUACAGAACGAGAAGCGGAGCCACAGCUUACAGAACAAUUAACUUAUCGCUCCGUGUCUAGGGUGGCCAAAUUAGCUGCCCUCUUGGAGGAUAGGCGUGACGGCCUCCCCGCCCCUCCUGGGCCCCGCUGCCCGCUCGGCCAACAACGUGUCCACUUAACUGUGACAUGGGACCAGCGGCGGGUCGAUAUUGCAGCGAAAAUAGCAUACGAAGCGACCACCUGCACCUAUUCCGACUAUCGUAGCAAGAGUCUCCUCUCCCCCCUCCGACUUGGGCAGUUGUCGCGAUUAGGGGGAAGCUUCCGU